UAUUAGAAGUCUGUGUGUUAAACUAACCUUUAUUAAAAUUUAAGGUUAGACCUUAGACAACAAAAAAGGAAAAUAAAAAACAUUUUAGUUCCACAGCCCUAAAAAUAAAUGUGUAUGUGAUUUUUAAGUUAACUUAACUGUUAAGAUACAAUAUGAGUGAUUAUGAAAAGGUAUGGAAUUUUAUAAAAAGAGUUUUUCCUGUAUUAGAUGAAUCUUUUACAUUUUGUCAAGUUGAGGAUAAUACUUUUUUAAAAAAUGAAUUUGAUGAAAGCGUGGAAUUUUGUCAAAAUAUGAAUUUAGCUAAAACUAUACAAGAUUUACUUAUAAGUAAAAUAGAACAGAGAUUGAGAGAUGAGGUAGUUCCUGAAUUUUGGUCUUAUUUUAAAAAGUCUGAAAAUGAUAAUAAAGGCUUCAAACAAUUUUACAAUGCAGUCAAAUCACUUUAUGACUGUUUUAAGCAGCUGGAUCACAUUAUAACCAAAUUAGAAAUAUUUAGACAAGCUACGAAAUUGUGUGACUUAAUUUAUAAUGAAAACAGUACCCACAAUGCUCUAAAAUUAAUUUUAAAGGCCACUUUGCUGUCUCAAUUAAAUUUAGAAUACCAGGUAGUGGUUAUGAAUUUUUAUGAAACUGCUCUUAAAAUGGAAGAUACAGAGGAAGAUGACGGUCAAUGCAUCAUUUGUUUACAAGAAAGCCGUCACUGUAACUGUUUGCACUUAUUUCAAGAAACAAAUAGGAAACUUGGAGAUAUGACUUUACUCGAGCCACUCGUUGGGCAGACAUUAACUAAUUUAAUUUAUACCUAUAUUCACGGACAUAUUCAAAAGAUUUGUAAGGAUUGCUUUGAUUCUUCUUUUAUAUCGGUUCUUGAAAAGUGGUUGCAAACCGUGGUAAUAAACUGGUUAAGAAAAAUAUAUUGUUAUGAUACAUCUGGUUCUAAUAAGUUUGCAGUUGAUAUGUUUGACAAAAAAUUGGUAAAUUACUUAUACAACAGUUAUACAAAAAUACGAAUUGAUCAGUUAUUUAAUAUUAUUAUAGAAUAUCCAGAAUCUUUACCAGCUUUAGAAGAUCUACGAUUAUGCCUUCCAAGGACUGAUCUAAAACCGUUACUUACCAAAAAGCUUCAAAAAGCUAUGGAGACGCGACUGUUGCAUCCUGGAGUAAGCACUCCUGAUAUUUUAACUGCAUAUGUUGCUGCAAUAAGGUCCUUGCGUAUUCUCGAUCCAACAGGAUUAUUGCUAGAAACAGUAACACAGCCCGUUCAUCAGUAUCUCAGAAGUAGAGAAGAUACUGUCAGAUGCGUAGUUAGCAGCUUAACAGAGGAAGGUCCAAACGAUUUAGCUGAAGAAUUGGUGAGAGGUGAAGCAGUGCAAGUGGAUGAAAAUACUCCCGUUGAUGAAGAUAGUGAAAAUUGGGAGACGUGGGUACCUGACCCGGUUGAUACCGCUCCAAGUAAAUCAUCAACUUUUCGCAGAACAUCGGACAUAAUAUCGAUGUUGGUAAAUGUGUACGGAAGUAAAGAGUUGUUUGUGAAUGAAUAUAGAACACUUCUCGCCGAUAGAUUGUUAACCCAGUAUUCUUGUGACACAGAAAAGGAAAUACGAUAUCUAGAGUUGCUCAAACUGAGAUUUGGGGAUUCUCAGUUGCAUUACUGCGAGGUUAUGCUGAAAGACAUAGCAGACUCGAAACGUAUCAACCAACAUAUUAAGCAGGAUCCCGAAUAUUCUGAAAGUGAUGUACCAAUAUCAGCCAUGAUAGUUUCGGCUCAGUUUUGGCCCCCAUUCAAAGAAGAGAAAUUGGAACUGCAUAAUCGACUUGUAACGCAAAUGGAGGGGUAUACGAGUGCAUUCGAAACUCUUAAAGGAAGCAGAACUUUAUGCUGGAAGAACCACUUAGGAGUUGUUGAUUUGGAAGUAGAAUUAGCGGACAGAACACUGAACUUGUCGGUGUCUCCAGUGCAAGCUACUAUAAUGAUGUAUUUUCAAGAUAAAAGUACUUGGGAAUUGGAGGAAUUGAGUAAAAUAAUGCAGUGUCCCCCGACGAUAUUGAGGAGAAAAAUAGGUUUUUGGCAAUCUCACGGCAUUAUAGCGGAGAUGAAACCUGAUGUUUUUUGCAUACAGGAGGAUGUGGACAACAAGGACAACAAUAUUCAAGAAGACAUAUUUGUCGAGGAUUACGAGUCAGAGUCUGCCAUGGCAAGCGCUCAGGAUCAACGAGAAGAAGAGUUACAGACGUUUUGGUCAUAUAUUGUUGGUAUGUUGAUGAAUUUAGAUACUUUACCUUUAGACAGGAUACACCAAAUGUUAAAAAUGUUCGCUUUUCAAGGACCUACUAUAGAAUGCAAUCUACAGGAACUUAAAGUUUUUCUAGAUCGAAAAGUAAGGGAACAUCAGUUAAUUUAUUCAAAUGGUUAUUACAAGUUACCAAAGUAGCCCAGGUUCCGUCCAAUAUUUACUUUGAAAUUAAUAAAAAUGUUGUUUUGA
Anoplophora glabripennis (Asian longhorned beetle) is the source of this 2483-nucleotide messenger RNA. It is a transcript of the gene morula, whose product is annotated as anaphase-promoting complex subunit 2. Gene Ontology annotation, cellular component: anaphase-promoting complex. The record is from RefSeq and is a predicted model, not a curated record. Lineage: Eukaryota; Metazoa; Arthropoda; Insecta; Coleoptera; Cerambycidae. The coding region runs from base 153 to 2432 and encodes 759 amino acids. Gene Ontology annotation, molecular function: ubiquitin protein ligase binding. Gene Ontology annotation, biological process: ubiquitin-dependent protein catabolic process. The transcript has 9 exons.